Maylandia zebra (zebra mbuna) is the source of this 2270-nucleotide messenger RNA. RefSeq names its product HD domain containing 2 (gene hddc2). Gene Ontology annotation, molecular function: 5'-deoxynucleotidase activity. The record is from RefSeq and is a predicted model, not a curated record. Lineage: Eukaryota; Metazoa; Chordata; Actinopteri; Cichliformes; Cichlidae. Gene Ontology annotation, cellular component: cytoplasm.
CGCUAUUACAUCAGCAAACUCAGUCUUUCUGUAUCCGGGUCGGCGGAUCAUGAUGGCGGCCACCGCGGACAAAACAGCCGGCAUGAGUAAAAUGCUGCAGUUUAUGAAACUUAUCGGACAAUUGAAAAGGGUGCCGCGGACCGGCUGGGUGUACAGGAAUGUGAAGAAGCCGGAGAGUGUGUCCGACCACAUGUACCGCAUGGCCAUGAUGUCUCUGACCAUCACUGACCCCACAGUGGACAGGGACAGGUGCAUAAAGCUGGCUCUGGUUCACGACAUGGCAGAGUGCAUUGUGGGAGACAUCGCGCCAUCAGAUAACAUCAGCAAAGCAGAGAAACACAGGAGAGAAGAGGAAGCGAUGAAGCAACUAACGAGUCUUCUUCCGGAGGCUCUCAGACAGGAAAUCUACACACUGUGGGAAGAAUAUGAAACUCAGAGCAGCGCAGAGGCCCGGCUGGUGAAACAGUUUGACCAGCUGGAGAUGAUCCUGCAGGCGCACGAGUAUGAGGAGCUGGAGGGAACACCAGGAAGACUGCAGGAGUUCUUUGACUCCACAGCCGGUCGUUUCCACCACCCGGACGUUCUCCAGCUGGUCAGCUCUAUGAACAAAGAGCGAGAAAGUCACAUGACCAACACAGAUGGCACAAAGACGUCUGAGCCAUCGCAGGCUGCUGAUUCGGUGCCUGAAAAAGACCACACAACGUCACACGCUUCCUGACUGUAACACGCACACAGUGAACAGGACUUCUCAGGUAGACAGAGAUGCUGGAUUCAGACAAACAGUCUGUACAGGGACGCACAAGCUGUAAUAUUGUUUUUGUUUUUUUUGUCUAAAUCACACCAGUUCAUUGUUUUAGUCAUUGUUUUAUAUGUUUUCAGUUUACACACAUUAUUGCGUAUUUUAAACCAAGACAAAGUUAAAGCAAAGACUGAAGAUUUGAAGUAGCAAAUGACUUUUAAGGAACCGCUACGUUUACAUAUUCUCUAGUAACGCCAUUUCUUGAUCUUGUAUUUGUGACAGCUUGUGUUUUUCAGUUAUUUGAUAUACAUGUACAUCUUUAGUGUUUGAUACUUGAAUGUGAAUCAGGUAUGAAUCUAAAAAAGAUGCGCUCACACUUGGCUCCUGAAAGUAAACUUAGAGGCUUCAAAACCCAAGUUUGGCAUCACAUUUAUAACUGUGGCGAGGGCUCUCAUCUUAACUAAUUUGGUGCUUUAAACUUUUCACCUGUGCUGGUGUGAUUAGAUCUGUGAUUGGCUGAACAAAUAAGGUGGUGGAGUAGGUCUGAUAUCAGUUAUUGUCAAAGAUUCCUUCAGACUGAUCUCAGUCGUUCUGCAUUUUUAAAUUAGACAGAAAUUAUCUGCAAACCUUCCACAGUCUCUGAGACUGACUGGCGGAUGCGACUGUUUGCAGACAGCUUGCCUCCUAAAAGCUGACGUUUGCAAUCAUCGUGCAAUCAAGCAGUUGCGUGUAUGCAACACCUUCAAGCUUUGAGCAAGCAUUUAAUCACCUCAAGCUGCAGCUGGUUUAAGAAAAUGAAAAAAUCAAUACCAGACACUGAUUUCUUUAUAGAUGGAAGGAGGUUGUGGUCUUAUUUUUAUUCAUGACUGAGCUCUUGGCUUGCUCUGAAUUAGAAGGUAGCUUUGUCGAGCUAAGUGUGUCCAGUGAUUUUCUUUUGAGCUGAUUUAAUAUCAGUUUGCUCACCAAACGUUGUCUCGUUACGAUUGUGCACAACAACACAUGAAUUGAGCUGUGGUUUGGGUAAGGCCUUGAAGGGGACUGGCGGCGGCUCCCGGGCCUGGCAGAUCCUGGCAGAAGUGAAAGAAUUGAAAAAUGGCAGGUAGGAUGGGGCAUGAAAACAGCUUGCAGAACUGGGUGAUCAUAUAUAGAUAAGAACAGGAAGUGGCGUGUUUAGAGACGUGGUCCUGGUUCUGAAAUUCAGAUACUUUAAUGCAACAGUGUCGCUGCACCAUUACAUUGUAGUCCAUAAAUGAUAGGUGUGUUUUAGAAACAAUGCUGCAGAUAAACGAUUAUUUUAGUAUUCUGCAGGUAUUAAUGUUUGUUCUGUUUUCCUCAUGCUUUUCCAGAGUGCUGUUGAAACUGUAGAGUGACAUCAGGUUUGGUUCAAACAAUCUUUAUUAUACAUACUAAAGUCAUAAAAACAGUUAUUGAUCAUUCACAUACAGUGUUAUUGUACAUGAUGGUCACAGUUAUGUCUUUUUGUGUUUAUGCUGUAAAGACAUUUAUUACAUAAAAGGUUUAUUGAAAUCAA